ACAUGACUAAAGUCCUAACAAUGCCUUUUCAACCCUAGACCCAGAGACGUUCAGACGGUGCGAUCACUCAGAGUUAAAAGCUCUUUAUUGAAACUGAACCUCUCAUCCAAAGCAGUGGAGGUUUUCCAUUGGUGGGGGUGUUUUUUUUCUACUGAGGAGAGAGGGUGAUGCUGUGCUUCAUUCACUGGAAAUGUAUUGACUGAGGAUCUGUCUUAGCCUUCCAGUUGGACCCUGCUGCUGCUGGUCUGUUCACUGCGUGGGGUUUAAACCGAGACGCACACGAGGCUGAGCUCAUCCUGGUGGCUGGCUAACCGAUCAGUGGUUUGAUAAACCAUGAGAGCCCUCCUCCUGCUCUGCCUACUGGCGAUAGGCCAUACCAAAGUGUACAAGCCAGUCAAGAUCACAGACUUCAUGAAAAACUACGACAUCAUGAUGGAGGAUUGGGAAUGGGAUGACGAUGAUGACAAAGAUGAUGAUGACGACUAUGAUGAUGAUGACGACUGCCCAGCUAGCUGCCGUUGUUCACCUGGAGUGGUGCAGUGCUCGGACAAGGGUCUAAUAUCUGUUCCUGAGAAGAUUCCUGAAGACACUGUGAUGAUUGAUCUUCAAAACAAUGAUAUUACUGACAUCAAGGAGGAUGACUUCAAAGGCCUUCACAGGCUUUAUGGACUGUUUCUGAUCAAGAACAAGAUAUCCAAGAUUCACCCGAAGGCUUUCAGGAACAUGGACAACCUAAAACUGCUGUAUCUCUCCUACAACCUGCUGACUGAGAUCCCUGCAAAUCUGCCUCCCAACGUCCUCGAGCUGCGAUUCCAUGAAAACAAUAUAAACAGAAUCCAGAGGGAUGCAUUUAAAGGCUUGAGGAAGCUGCAUGUGCUAGAGCUGGGAGCCAACCCUUUGGCCAACAGUGGAAUUGAGAUGGGUGCAUUUAAUGGCUUGUCCUCUCUGUAUAUCGGUAUAGCAGAGGCUAAACUAACAGCUGUGCCAAAAGACUUCCCAUCUUCCAUCACAGAGCUGAGUCUGGACUACAACAAGAUCUCAAAGGUGGAAGUAGAGGACUUCAUCAGAUAUAAAAACCUGCAGAGGUUAGGACUGGGUUUUAACCAUAUCAGGUCUGUAGAAAACGGGAGCUUCGCCAGUAUCCCAAACAUCCGUGAGAUCCACCUGGACCACAAUCGUCUGAAAAAAGUCCCACCAGGUCUAAACUCCCUGCGCUACCUCCAGGUGAUUUAUCUUCAUCGCAACAAGAUCGGCUAUGUGGGCAUCAAUGACUUCUGUCCCACCUCUGCCAACGUCAAGAAGAAUCAGUACACAGCCAUCAGUCUGUUUGCCAACCCAGUUAAAUACUGGAGCAUACAGCCAGUCACCUUUCGCUGUGUUACUGGCCGGAGGGGCAUCCAGCUCGGCAACUUCAGAAAGUAGAGAAAGUAGAUGACGGCUAAGAAAUGGACCUGCUAACAUCCUCAUGGCAGAAUAAGGAAUAAUUCUGAGAGGCAAAACAAGAUAAAAGCACACAUUCCUGAGGAGACAGCUAUUUGUGAAAUUGGUUACGUUUUCAUUAUAUUGAUGUAUCUUAGAACCUGUAGGACAUGUUGGACGCUGGUAUUCUUUACACAUAGAGGGUUUCAUGUCAGGGAAUUAACUUUGAACAUUAACUCAUAAGCUAAGGCAGUGGAAGUGUUUACUGUAGUUACAGACAGUAAGGAGGACGUACAAGACAACACAAGAGUACUGCUGCCCCCUGAAGGAAAAACAUAGGGAAAUGCUGGCAUUUUACCCCUCAGCUGUUACUUUAUGGACUUUGAGAGGAAUACAGCACCACCCCCUGGUCAUUUCAUGAGAGAAGAAACACUCAGUUACUUGACUUAAAUCAUAUGCCGACACAUUAUUUUCUAUGAAGACUCUUUUUAUUUCUUUCUAGUUUUCAAAUGACUGUAAUGUUUGAAAGAAAAUGUGUCUUUCCUAAAGUUAUAUAUAUAUAUAUAUAUAUACAUACAUACAUACACUCACACACACACACACACAUUUAUUUGGGCCAUUUCCUUGCAUAUCUUGUUUAAUUUAGUAAGGUAAGACAUUGUAAUGACCAUAGAGGAGUUCCUGCAAGCUGGAACUGAAACAUAUGGAGAGCUUUAAAUGGACAUGUUCCUCUAGCAGAAGUUACUGAGUAAUGUUGGAUUAUUUUACUGCAUUAAGUCACUUUUAAGCCCCAUGUCUGUCUGUACGAUAAUGUUAUAUGUUAUCCUGAUUUUCUGUUACUGAUCUAAAAUUCAUCAUUACCCUCCAUGUGGAGCACAGAUCAUUUCUAAAUCAUGACCAGGUAGUAUAACUCCCCACCUGGAUUGUCAGAAGGUCUUUUGUUUAUACAUGUUCUCUCCUCCCUAAUGGUGCUAUAUUUAUUGAGGUUGUGUUUAAUAAAUCUGGACCACCU
Molecule: messenger RNA, 2431 nt
Organism: Melanotaenia boesemani (Boeseman's rainbowfish)
Lineage: Eukaryota; Metazoa; Chordata; Actinopteri; Atheriniformes; Melanotaeniidae
Gene: aspn
Product: asporin (LRR class 1)
Exons: 8
Coding region: 334-1422 (362 amino acids)
Molecular function (GO): protein binding
Source: RefSeq, a predicted model, not a curated record